AUGAUUCCAAUCACAAUAGGUAUUGCAGGAGGCACGGGUGCGGGAAAAACCACUCUGGCAAGAAAGCUCUUCGAGGCUCUGGGCGGCGAAGAGAACGUAAAUUACCUCAUUCAUGAUUCUUAUUACAAAUGCCUGAAACACAAAUCGAUCGAAGAGCGGGCCAAGACAAAUUUUGAUCAUCCAGAAGCAUUGGACACGGACCUCCUCAUUGAACACGUACGGUGUCUAAAGCAAGGGGUGACCUGUGAUGUCCCGACCUAUGAUUUUACCACGCAUUCUCGAACCGACGAAACCAAACCCAUGGUUACCCGAAAAAUCAUUCUGAUCGAAGGCAUUUUGUUAUUUUGCCACCCGGUCUUAGCCAAAGAAAUGGACGUUAAAGUGUUUGUGGAUGCCGACGCUGACAUUCGUUUAGCAAGACGCUUGCAACGAGAUACCAAAGAGCGCGGACGCACAUUUGAGGAAGUCAUUGCUCAGUACCAAAAGACGGUACGACCGAUGCACGAAGAGUGGGUGGAGCCGUCGAAAAAGGUAGCGGACUUGAUUGUGCAUUCAAACGGUCAUUCGAUGGUAGUAGCAGUCGACAUGUUGACCAAUCAUUUAAGAUGCAAGGCUAACAUUUCAGCAUGA
Molecule: messenger RNA, 630 nt
Organism: Phaeodactylum tricornutum CCAP 1055/1
Lineage: Eukaryota; Bacillariophyta; Bacillariophyceae; Surirellales; Neidiaceae
Exons: 2
Coding region: 1-630 (209 amino acids)
Cellular component (GO): cytoplasm
Molecular function (GO): kinase activity; ATP binding
Source: RefSeq, a predicted model, not a curated record